CGAGACAGAGCCGAGAGGGUAACGAUGGCGACUGGGGCUGGUGGAGGGCUGGGCCCGGCGUUUGGGCUACGGUUGCUGUUGGCCACCGUGCUUCAAGCGGUGUCUGCUUUUGGGGCAGAGUUUUCAUCGGAGGCAUGCAGAGAGUUAGGCUUCUCUAGCAACUUGCUCUGCAGCUCUUGUGAUCUCCUUGGACAGUUCAACCUGCUUCAGCUGGAUCCUGAUUGCAGAGGAUGCUGCCAGGAAGAAGCACAAUUUGAAACCAAAAAGCUUUAUGCAGGAGCCAUUCUUGAAGUCUGUGGAUGAAAAUUGGGGAGGUUCCCUCAAGUCCAAGCUUUUGUCAGGAGUGAUAAACCCAAACUAUUCAGAGGACUACAAAUCAAGUAUGUCCGCGGGUCAGACCCUGUGCUAAAGCUUCUGGAUGACAAUGGGAACAUUGCUGAAGAACUCAGCAUCCUCAAGUGGAACACAGACAGUGUCGAAGAAUUCCUGAGUGAAAAGUUGGAGCGCCUCUAAAUCUUGCUUAAGUUUUAUCCUAUCUUGUGUUAACCUUAUCAAAUGAAAUUCUCCAGUACCCGGAUAAUAAGCCAUGCCUGCCUACAUAGAUCAGUCCUUUAGUGUGAGGCAUUAAACAUCUCAUUCAAAGCUGAACGGCAGCUCAGCCUUGCUGCCCAUGAUAUCUGUGGAGUUGGCGAGCUUGACAAAACACAUUUUUUACAAAUUUCUGUCCUCCUGCAUUUGUUGAUACCACUAAUGAAAUGCUUUGUAACAGACUUGUGGUUAAUUAUGCUAAUGAGAGUUUGUGAUAAUUGGUCCAGUUUUGUGAACAACAGAAUUUUAAAUUGGGGAGAUUAUUAAGGAAGAUGAUUACUGUGCCUCAUGUGCUGUGUGUUCUUUUGAAAGUAAUGACAGAAAACCACAAAGCAAAUAAGAUAUACCAAGCCUCAACAGAUUGCCUGCUUCUCAGAGCCUCUCAUAUUUUUGUAUUACCCAGCUUUCCUUUUCACAGAAAUGUUAUUUGUAGUGUCUGAUGAAUGUGUUGCAUAAAAACAUUGUAGCUUCAUUAUUAUGAAAGAGAUUCAAGUUCCUAGUGUAAGAGUGAAACACUCACAGAAAUUUGCAUCAGUGAAGACCACACAGAAAACCUUUCUGAGGAUUUGUGUGGAUCUGAUAUUUGGCAAAUUUUUGUUUUACAUCUCUUACAGAAAAGUUGAUUUUAAAAUGAUUGUUUGUAAGACCAAAAAUAUAAAUAAAAUCUUUGAAAAAUUAUCUGAA
This is a messenger RNA of Oryctolagus cuniculus (rabbit), 1272 nucleotides long. RefSeq names its product selenoprotein F (gene SELENOF). Gene Ontology annotation, molecular function: oxidoreductase activity. The record is from RefSeq and is marked validated. NCBI's taxonomy places the organism in Eukaryota, Metazoa, Chordata, Mammalia, Lagomorpha, Leporidae. Gene Ontology annotation, cellular component: endoplasmic reticulum lumen.